AUGGACCCACUCACGGUGAACUACCAGGGUUCCGAGGCUCGAACGCAAUCAACACUGUACUGGCUGCUCUCAAGCCGCCGGGACGCGUCCGUCCCUAUUUGUAUUCAACUCAACCACUCUGCUCUACUCGAUCGGUCGGUGUCGUACCCCACUGCAGCUGUGGGUACAGACUGUACCGUACCGUGGCUCUUCCUGUCACGCGAGCCUCUGCCGCUCACAUUCACCGCUGGUCCCGUGAACUGGCGUCGUCUCCGCUUCCCCACAAACGAGCUGCCCGUGUUCCGCGCCGGGUUGCAGCUGCCCGACUUCAACAGCAAAGACCCGCUCAGUCCCUCGUACUAG
Molecule: messenger RNA, 342 nt
Organism: Phytophthora infestans T30-4
Lineage: Eukaryota; Oomycota; Peronosporomycetes; Peronosporales; Peronosporaceae
Exons: 3
Coding region: 1-342 (113 amino acids)
Source: RefSeq, a predicted model, not a curated record